Molecule: messenger RNA, 2076 nt
Organism: Cimex lectularius (bed bug)
Lineage: Eukaryota; Metazoa; Arthropoda; Insecta; Hemiptera; Cimicidae
Product: serine/threonine-protein kinase MAK-like
Exons: 11
Coding region: 507-1796 (429 amino acids)
Biological process (GO): cilium assembly; protein phosphorylation; intraciliary transport
Cellular component (GO): nucleus; cytoplasm; cilium
Molecular function (GO): ATP binding; protein serine/threonine kinase activity
Source: RefSeq, a predicted model, not a curated record
GGUUUCAAAAAUACGAUUGUUACCUUUUAUUACCAGGAUUAGGCCCUCGAUAUCGAUUUUGGAUAUUUACCGUCAAAUUCGUUCCGGCUUUUCCUUUGAAACGGACUAAAAAACAAAAAAUGUUUAGGCCAAAUUCCCCCCGAGAGAGACAGCUGAGUGUCGUUUUACUUUUUUAAACAAAAAAAAAUAUAUAUAAAAAUUCAGCCAAAGGUUUUUCUUUUUUUUUCUUUUUUUUGUUUUUCCCCCCAAUCUAUCGAGUCCUCCCAAGAGCGGCAAAAUUUGAACGAGAAUGAUCACACCGACGUCGUUUUGACGGGCCGACCCGAGGAAUUUGGAAAAAGGACAACCCCUUCCUAAAGGAAAACACCCUCAACUUCAACAGAUUCGAAUAGAAAAAAACCAAAAAAAAAUUACAAUUUCCGUCGCCCAGGUGACGAUGAGAGGGCUCUCGACGUAGCCGGCGGUGGCAGCUGGCAAACCGGAGGCAGUGAUGUAGAAGAGGUGAUAUGAACCGCUACGUUCAGCUCCAUCAGCUCGGAGAUGGCACCUACGGAUCAGUCGUACUCGCCCACAGGGUGGACACCGGGGAGAAAGUCGCUAUCAAAAGGAUGAAAAGAAAAUACUACUCAUGGGAUGAAGCUAUGAACCUGAGGGAAGUGAAGUCCCUCAAGAAACUGAACCACGCAAACGUAGUCAAACUGAGGGAGGUGAUACGUGAGAACGACACGCUGUACUUCGUGUUCGAGUACAUGAAGGAAAACCUUUACCAGCUGAUGAAGGACAGGGAGAAACUGUUCCCCGAGUCCGUGGUCCGUAACAUCCUGUACCAGGUGCUCCAAGGGCUCGCCUUCAUGCACCGGCACGGCUUCUUCCACAGGGACAUGAAGCCCGAGAACCUCCUCUGUUGCGGUCCCGAACUGGUCAAAAUCGCCGACUUCGGCCUGGCACGCGAAGUCCGCUCCAGGCCCCCUUACACAGACUACGUCUCAACGAGGUGGUAUCGAGCUCCUGAGGUUCUCCUCCAUUCAACGACUUACUCGUGUCCAAUCGACAUCUGGGCAGUUGGCUGUAUAAUGGCAGAGCUCUACACUUUCAGACCCUUGUUUCCGGGGAACAGCGAAAUCGAUCAGAUAUUUAAAAUCUGCUCCGUUCUCGGAACACCUGAUAAGAGAGAGUGGUACGAGGGCCAUCAAUUGGCGGCGAACAUGAACUUCAAAUUUCCCCAGUUUAGGAAAACAGAUCUGUCAACGUUGAUACCGAACGCAUCGACAGAGGGGAUCACCCUCCUUGAGGCGAUGCUUCACUGGAACCCAUCGAAAAGACCAACAGCACAACACUCGCUCAGGCAGCCGUAUUUCCAAGUCGGCCAGAGGUUGAGCGGUGUUGUCGAAGACAGGCUGUCUAUGAGGGCCAAUUUCCACAACAGUAACAUCAACUCUUCGGCCAGGCCAAUGGCUUACGUCCCACCACAAGCGAACGUUGUCAUUGAGAGAGAUUUCUCUGAGCUGCUAGGGCCAAAGGUAUCCAAUGAGCAGAAAGAGAAUCAUGGUUGGUACGAGGAUAAUCAAAAGAAGAGAGUCAGCGCCAAACAGCACUACCUCGCCACUUCGAGAUACAUCGUCGGACAAUCUACUAAUUUAUCAAACAGUGAGCAGAAUCAAAAAAUGCCCCUGUCGACAAGGCAAGAUUACUACCCGAGUACGAAGCUCUACGCGUCUGCAAGCAGCCUGAAUUUAUCAGGCCGUGCAACUAGGAUCCACGGGAGGACCGACUGGGCAGCCAAGUACCUAAAAUGAAGCUCAACAUUAGAAAAAACAAAAAUCAAGAAAAAACCAACCGACUGUAUAUAUUUAGUUGUACUUUUGUAAACGAAAGUUGCAACCGCAAAGGGUGGAACCGUCAGCCGAAGUGUACGACGACCUUUACCUGGCUGACGAGGCAUGAUCUACCGACGAAGGUUACGUUUUCCAUUCUUCAUUACCCCCACCACCCCAUCGCCGUACCCCCUAUAAUUUUGUUUAGCGAAUUCCUUCAACGGGAAAAUCCUCUGUGAUAAAAAACAUUUCAACACACAAA